AUGUGGUCUCAAGGCCCUACACUUGGGGUUCUGUUCUUGUUAUUCAUCUGUCAAGUUUGUGCCACGAGCCUUUCUCAACUUCAAUCCGAGUUCAACUCCCCUGCCAACAUCUCUGCUCGUGCCAGAGUGCAGAAGCCUACUCGAUGCCCCAAAGAACUCGCCAGCUAUGAUUCCAUGCAGUGGACCGUUUAUCCCAGCACUUCAAGGGUUACCCGAUGCAACCAGACAAUGCUUUUGGAUUUCAUGCUAUACAAUCCGUUGAACAACAGUGACAGCCGACACACAAUAUAUAGUACGGUUGCGAAUUCGACAACCACCUUUUCGGAUGCUAGCUCUGGUACAUCCUGCCUCGAUAUAUCUACGCAGUCUGAUGCUACCUACCAAGUUGGCUUUUGGGGUGCCGCAGAUUCGGAUGCCUCCGAUUUGGACUUGACUCCGUUGCAAGCUGUCAACUCAUACAUGACUGGCAAUUGUCAAAAGUCGACGAUAUUUUCUUUCUCUGAAUCUGAAAACAUGGCUGUGGGUAUUUAUGUUGGGGGUAGUGUUCAACAUACCCUUAACGUUGAUUUUGCCGUCGAAGAAAUGACCAAAAUUCUUGAGGCUGGAGACUCUAGCUCAAGCAUGAUCUUGCAGUACUGUGGCACCAACUCAAACUAUACCCUAGGUAUUGCGGUUGAUUUGACUGGCAAUAUCGCGGCUGUCCAGCAGUAUGUCAAAACUUGGAGCGACGGUGGGUGUGUCUCUGGUUUCACCAAGAGUGAAACUGUGGCCACUACUCUGUAUUCUACCAACUUCAACUCGCGUGUCAGCACCUCAAAUUCCUCCUCUCAGAGCAAUAGCACCUUAUCGAUCAGAUCCCACGGUCCUCACGGUCAUACCAUUACACACACCCAUUCUCAAGACCUACAUCGCCGCUCAACCUGCUCCUACGUACAGGUCAUUUCUGGAGAUUCUUGUCCCUCCUUAGUCACAGAGUGUGAUAUCACAGAUGCUGAGCUCUACGAGUACAACACAGCUUCAGACCUAUGUUCUACCCUUGCUGUUGGACAAUAUAUCUGUUGCUCAUCAGGUAGUCUUCCAGACUUCGCACCAACUGUUUCUUCAAACGGAACCUGUUACACAUAUAACGUGGCCUCGGGCGACACUUGCUCGGCAAUUGCUGCUACUUACAGCUUGACUGUUGAUGACAUCGAUAGCUUCAAUGAUGACACUUGGGGCUGGUAUGGCUGUGAUGAUUUGCAGGCCGGCCAAGCCAUUUGCCUUUCCAAUGGUACUGCUCCUUACCCAGAAUCUAUCUCCAGCGCUGUUUGCGGUCCCCAGGUUCCAGGAACCAAUUUCACCGGAACCGAUGGUGCUGCGGACUGGGCUGCCUUGAAUCCUUGCCCUCUUAACGCCUGCUGCGAUAUCUGGGGCGAGUGCGGAGCUACUCCUGAUUACUGCAACGAUACACUAGCGGCUAGUGGUGCACCUGGAACAGCCCCGGCUGGCUCUAACGGUUGUAUCUUUAAUUGCGGAACAACGAUUGUCAAUACCGCUACAGCGCCUGCUUCUUAUUCUGCUGUUGGGUACUUCGAAGCUUAUAACGUUGAACGUUCUUGUCUGAAUAUGAAUGCUAUUAGCAUUGAUGUCGAAAAGUACACCCACGUUCACUUUGCUUUUGGAAAUAUCACUUCAAACUUUUCAAUUAGCAUUGCAGGCCAAGAGCAACAAUUUGAAUACUUUCGGGAGCUGGCUGGUGUCAAGCAAAUCAUGAGUUUCGGUGGUUGGGAUUUCUCCACAAACAUUGACACUUACAUGAUCUUCCGCGAAGGUGUUGCUGCAGAUAACCGUGAUACUUUGGUCAGCAAUAUUGUGGACUUUGUUACAACCUAUGCUCUCGAUGGAGUGGACUUCGACUGGGAGUAUCCAGGUGAACCUGAUAUUGCUGGAAUUCCUGCCGGUAGUGACGAAGAUGGCUCAAACUACUUAGCCUUCCUCGAAGCUCUUCGCACUGCUAUGCCAGAUAAGUCUAUCUCUAUCUCAGCUCCCGCCUCUUACUGGUAUUUGAAAGCCUUUCCUAUUGCAGAGAUUGCAGAUGUUGUGGAUUAUAUCAUCUACAUGACAUACGAUCUUCACGGCACCUGGGACCUUGGGGAUGAGUGGGCUCAAGACGGUUGUACCGCAGGUGAUUGUUUAUUCAGUCAUGUGAACUUGACUGAGACGUUGUGGGCAUUAUCUAUGAUCACCAAAGCCCCUGUAGCUACCAGCUCUAUCAUGGUAGGUGUUACUAGCUAUGGCCGCUCAUUUGAGAUGACUACAGCUGGUUGCUACACCUCAGAUUGUACCUGGGAUGCGGCUGGAGCUGCUGGACCUUGUACUGACACCGCUGGGUAUAUCUCAAAUGCAGAAAUCAACCAAAUUCUCGCGGAAAAUUCCAAUUCAGAGCAGCUCUUUAGCAGCGGUGAUGACUCUGACAUCGUGGUUUACAAUGACACACAAUGGGUGGCAUAUAUGACCAACACGACAAAGAGCACUCGCACUGCCUACUAUGAGACUUUCAAUUUCGCGGGAACUAGCGAGUGGGCCAUUGACUUGGAGGAGUAUGAGCUUUAUUUCGACGCCUCAGGAGAUGAUCUUGUUGAGCUAGAAGCGUAUGGGGAUAGUUUGAGCCUGGAUGUUACGGUGGACUACGAUCUAGCGUGCAUCAAUCUGGUUUCAGGUGUUAACACCACUGCUGAGCUUGAGAAAUACAUUGUCCUGGCAGCGACUGAGAUCGAUGCAGUGCUUACUGAGUAUAGCGGUGAUCCCAAAGAUUGGUUUGCCGAAAUGACGAGUGGUCAUUCCAACGGCGGUGACUCGUGCGUCGAUUUCCCUGCGGCAGGAUGCACUGCUCUGUCUGAACAAUACUGCGCCGACGGUGACAUCUCAGAUGCUCUGUUUUGGGCUUCGUACAUUGCACAGCAACUCUACCAAAUUUUGCUGCAGUGGUACUCUGCUUUUAACGAGGCCAGCUUCAUAAGCGGGAUGGACAUAGCAACCAUCGCUGAUACCUUUGCACCCACAACAGACGGUGACACUUCGAGCUUUGCCAGUCUCCUGAGUACCUUUUCCAGUUCACUCGGCAUUGCCGCUACGGUGGUCCCUGAAGUUGAUGGGGUCAACACAGCUGUCAGUACGGUUUCGAGUUUUGUUAGUCUUCUGCCAAGCGCAAGUGAUUUCAGUCUUCCCACUAGUUCGGACCUUGCGACUGCUCUGGAGUCUAUGAUGGAGACGGUUAUCAAUGCUACUCUCACAGCCCUCGCCGAUCUCAGCACCGAUAUUUUCGAAUACCCAAAUCGUGCCAGCAACUUGCCGAGUGACUUGAUCACUGGUCCUUUCACCCAUGAUGUGGCCAACUAUAUCUACAAUACGAAGCCCCUGUUCGAGAUAGACGCUGAUUCUUGGCUGAGCUUGGUGGAUACUUUCAAUGUCACCAUGAAAAAGGCUAUGGUUGGGACGGCUCUCGGUGCCGGCGACUAUUACAUCUUGAGAGAUGCAUCUACCUCCGAGGAUGAUUGCACUGGAACUGCCAAAUACUACAUUGAUGGGAGCUGCUACACGUUAGCCUACCCUGGUCUUUCAACCUGCACAGUUGGAAACGGUCUCUCAACCCACGCUGAAGCAGAUACAAUCGCCAGCAUCAUCAGCUACGGAAUCGAUGUGGAAAACUUGAUCACGAUUUCAUACGACUGUCAGAAUGCAACCGGGGAGUACUUCGGUACUGUGGAUGCUGAUAUUUCGAGUUUGACUGAUGGGGGCAGUCUCCCGACUUGCUUCUACAAUCUGCCUGUCCUGGAUCUCCUGGUUGUUGAUGGUAAAGCUCCCGAUACAAACAGCCCCUGCUGGCUAGUUCUUGAGCAAAGCGCAACUACCAAUAUUACUGGAGAGACGUAUCUGCCCGAUAACUUGUAUUCCAUCUUCGAGGAUGAUUGCGAAUGUCAUGAAACGAGUCUUUGCGCGCGCAGUGAUCUGACAGCGCUAGAGAAAAGACUUUACUGUUAG
Penicillium verhagenii is the source of this 4020-nucleotide messenger RNA. RefSeq lists its product as uncharacterized. Gene Ontology annotation, molecular function: hydrolase activity, hydrolyzing O-glycosyl compounds; chitin binding. The record is from RefSeq and is a predicted model, not a curated record. The transcript has 2 exons. The coding region runs from base 1 to 4020 and encodes 1339 amino acids. Gene Ontology annotation, biological process: carbohydrate metabolic process. Lineage: Eukaryota; Fungi; Ascomycota; Eurotiomycetes; Eurotiales; Aspergillaceae.